GGCGGGGCCCGGCCUGACUGGCCAAUGGCAGUGCGGAGCCCAGGACCAGAGGUCACACGUCCAGUGCGCGGGAAUUUUCUCCUGAGAAGAGCCGUAGAAGGCAAUUUCACCUCCGAUACCUGUCAAGAGGUAGCACGGGAGAAAUAGAAUCUUUAGAAACAGGUGUCAAAAUUUGUACUGAUUUAAAGAAAGAAAAUAUGUUUUCACCAUUCAAAUAUUGUGCAAUAGACUAUUUAUAUGAGAGCAUAGUUAAAAAGAAGUUUUGCAGAGAUGCUUUAUUACUUCGAAUCCCUUCAUGUUUAUAUCAAGAUGGAAAUUAUGCAGGAGUUACUGAUGAUACCUUCAGAAGGCCAUGGACAAGAGUCUCACCUGUUUCAGUUUGGGGAAUGAAAGACACCUCAAUUUUGGAUCAAUGGAAAGCAAGUCUCCUUGUGGAGGAGUUCCUUGAGAAAAAAACAAUUACAGGAAAGGCGAUCCAUAUUAACUGUGAAUUUGAAGUUGUUCCAAGUUCAAAUCCAAACUCCCAAACUGAAGUAGAGGAAGCCAGCUUAUACACCCAUAAGGACUACAAUGAAGUCUUCACACUUGUCAGCUGUUCAGAAAAAUAUCCAGCACUUCAAGCACAGAACCAAGAUUUGUCUAUUGAUGAUGAAGAAUUAAUUUUUGAAAAUAACUUGGUAGACUAUAAAAGUCAGCUACCAACUUUGCAUACUCUGUUGAGUAGGCUAAAACUAUUUUUAGUAAAGGACCCCCUUUUGGAUUUCAACAAACAAAUCUUCACAGAAGCUAAUUAUCUCAGGGAAUGUUUCUCUUUUCCAAGAGAUUUUAAAGUUCUUGUGAAUGAAGAUGGAUAUGUGGAUAAAGAGAACUUUUGUCAGGAGAAGUUAGAAGAUACAGUAGGUUUAAAUGAAGCUGUAAUACUUGCUUUCAGUAAUAUUUUUAUGAAACCGUCAAUUUUGCUUGAGUGUGAAUUCUUAAUAUCUACAAGCCACAAACAAGAAGUUGAUAUGCCAGAACUCUCAGAACUAAAGGAGUCAUUAAACUUAAUGCCAGAAACAAUAAAUUUUAUAGAUGAAAAUGAAAAGCUUUUCAAAAGAGAUCUUACUACCAAGCAUAGAAUUAACAUUGAGGAUAUAAAAUGCAGCUCCACAGAGAUUUUGAUCAAUCAAAGCCAGUAUGAAUCAGAGUGCGGUAAACCAGAAUACAGUAAACCAGUAGAGUUAGAAAUGCCAUUAACUCAUCUACAUCUAGCAAGCCAAUAUUCUCCUGUGAAUUCGCUAUGUACAGAACUUGAGACAUUUCCAUUUUCUCCUGUUGGUAAAAUUAGUUUGCUUACUGCUGAAGAAUCAGCUAGCAGAUACUGUACGGUGUCACAGUUAGAAAGCUGCAGAAGCUCUUUGAACUCAUUUUUGCUUACAGUGCCAAGAAUUGAAGAACCCAACAGUCAAUAUUCAGUUGCAGAUUUGAAAAAGAUACUUUCUAUUGAAGAAGAAAACCUUGUAAUAAACCCUGUAGGCACAGAGUGGUGGAAGCAAGCAGGACUAAAUCUGAUAAUGACAGCAACUCUGGAACAUCUGAAUACAUAUUUAUGUCAUGAUGAUCUCUCUACUGGUGAUACUACAAAGGAGAUAUUUUUACCUACAGAAGUGCUUCAAUUAGAAUCAUGGCUAGAACCUACAAGUUGUUCCUCACCUAUUAUACUUAUUAAUGAGGCAUCUACAAAUGAUCAUUUAUCACUUUCACAAAAGAGUCCAGCUCUGGCAAAAGAAGUACCAGACCUGUGUUUUUCUGAUGAAUAUAUCUCUGUUGAAAGACCAACAAAAGAAGAAAAACCAAAGAAUGAUCUAGAACUAGUUUAUAGAAUAGAUAAAAAUAAAGAAAAUGAAGAUUACUUGGAACUUGACUGCACAGUACCACCUAUUGAAUCAUCUUGCUCUUCAAAAAUUGAAAAAGCAUCUCUUAAACUUGGUAAAAAGCAGAAGAAUGAUUUGGACCUUUUGAGCGAUUUUAUUUUGCUGCGAAAUAAGUAUAAGACUUGCACCUCAAAGACCGACGUCACGCAUAGGGAUGAAAAUGUUGAAUUUCGAGAUAAAGAAGAACAUUCUCUGACUCUUCAAGAAGAAAGUCCUAUUAUUUGUACUAAUAAAACCCCAGAGGAUAUAAAUCAGGAAAGGAGCACAAGUCAUGUCACUGAAAUUCAAGCAUCAGAUAGCCAGUGCCAAGCAUACUGUCUCCUAGAAGCAGCAGCCACUCCUAUCUUAAAAAAACUUGCAUUCCUCUGUAGUCUGCCUGCUGCUAGUUGGAAAUUUGCCACCGUUAUUUUUGACCAAACAAGGUUCCUCUUAAAGGAACAAGAAAAAUUAAUGAGUGAUGUUAUUCACCAAGGUACAAAUGAUGAAAGAGAAAUGAUAUUCAAGUAUGCUGCUCUCUUACACCUUCUGGUAACAAUUAGAGAUGUCCUUUUAACAUGUAGCUUGGACACAGCAUUGGAAUAUUUGUCAAGUGCAAAAGAUAUCUACAAAAGCAUUUUAGGCUCGUAUUUGGAUGACAUUUGGAGACAGCUAGAGAUUGUACGGUUUAUUAAGGGGAAAAAUCCUGAAACCAACUAUAAAAUACAAAAAUUGCAGCAUCAGAUACUAAAUUGGAUGCAAAGUGAACAGCAAAUUAAGGUGUUGAUUAUAGUAAGAAUGGACUCAGAUGGUGAAAAACAUUUACUGAUUAAAAUCCUUAACAAAAUGGAAGGUUUAACACUGACUGUUUUACAUUCGAACAAAAGAAAAAAUGUCCUGGAAUCCGAAGGUGUUUUAAAUGGCCCAAGUUCCUGUGUAGUUGUAUAUAAUCAAUAUAUUGGAGCAGAUUUUCCCUGGAGUAAUUUCUCAUUUGUGGUGGAAUACAAUUUUGUAGAAGACUCUUGUUGGGCUAAGCACUGCAAAAAACUGAAUAUUCCUUAUACAACCUUAAAAGUGAUUCUUCCAGACACAGUUUUAAAGAGAAGCACCUUGCUGGAUCAUUUUGGUGGUUUUCUUUUGGAAAUUCAGAUUCCAUAUGUGUUUUUUGCAUCUGAAGGACUUCUUAAUACUUCAGAAAUACUUAAGUUGCUAGAAUCCAACUAUAAUAUCACACUAAUGGAGAGAUGCUACGGUGAGUCAUUGAAACUCUUUGGAGAUACAAAGCAUUAUGUAGUGCUGACAAUUGAUGAACACACUGCCAUAAUUUUGCAGGACCUAGAAGAAUUGAAUUGUGAGAAGGCAUCAGACAAUAUCAUUAUGAGACUGAUGGCAUUAUCGUUCCAGUACAGCUAUUGUUGGAUAAUUUUAUAUAACAAAAAUACACUAAACUCAGAGUACCACCUUACAGAAAGUUCACUUCAUCACUUGGCACUGAUUUAUGCAGCUUUGGUUUCAUUUGGGCUAAAAUCAGAAGAACUGGAUGUCAAGCUUAUAAUUGUCCCAGGAGUGGAAGAGACUGCAUUGAUAAUUCGACAAAUUGCUGACCACAAUUUGAUGACCUCAAAGAAAGAUCCUCAUGAAUGGUUGGAUAAAUCCUGGCUUGAAGUUUCACCUUCUCAGGAAGAAAUGUACUUACUUGAUUUUCCAUGUAUUAACCCAUUGGUGGCUCAGCUCAUGUUGAAUAAAGGACCUUCACUGCACUGGAUAUUAUUAGCAACUCUUUGUCAACUCCAGGAACUCCUACCUGAAGUUCCAGAAAAAGUGCUAAAGGAUUUUUGUAGCAUCACUUCCUUAUUCAAGAUUAAUUCUUCUUCAAUAACAAAAUCACCUCAAAUGUCAUUACCUCAGGAAAGUAGGACUCAGGCUAGUACCUUUACUUCUCAGAGUUCAGCUUCUGGUUUUUCGAACUCUGCCAUUCAAGAACAAAAUGACUAUUUCCAAUAUUCAGACUUAGGAGGGACAGUGCAUGAAGAUACAAAUACCACUUUAAAGUACAACUCUUCCCUUAUGGAACUCAGAGAAAUGCCAGGCAUUUUACCAUUUGUGACUUCUUACAAUCAGACUAGCCACGAGGAAGACUCCAGUUGUAACCGUAUCAUAGUGCAGAAUAAUCUUUUCCUAAGAAAUACAGAAUCAAGAAAUGCAAAAGGUAACUCCUUUCUAAACCAGAAUGAUUCACUGACAGAUGUCUUUUCUUUGGGAUUAUCACAAAUGAAUUGUGAAACCAUAAUAUCACCAAUUGAUACUCAGAAGAGAGUUGCCCCUAAUUUUAAAAAUUGUCAGAAAAAGGGAACAUUUGAAGCAAAAGGACCUAUAAAUAAAGAAGUAUCUGCCCCUAUCUUUUCAUUAGAGGGCUCACAAUCUCCUCUUCACUGGAACUUCAAGAAAAAUGUGUGGGAACAACAGAAUCACUUAUUCAAUUUACAGUAUGGUGCAAAGCAGACUACAUGUGACAAAUGGUACUCUCAGAAAGAUAACUUAUUCACUAAUCAGCAAAAAUGUCUAUCAGUUGAUUUAGACAGCUUCAUACAUGAAAGUUCAAGUGCUGGGACUGAAAAGACCUUCUGUAGAGAAUUACCUUCUGUCCCCAGUUUGGAUCUAUUUUGUGCUUCUGAUUCUAAUGUAAAUCAAAAAGAAUUCAACAGUCUUUAUUUCCACCAAAAAGCUGGAAAAAGUUUAGGACAGAAAAGGCCCUCUGAAUCUUCAUCUGACUCAGGAGACAAGAAAUCAUUAACAGAUUUCAUGCGCUCUCAACUACCACAAUUCAAAAAAAGACGUCUAGUGUAUGAAAAAGUCCCUGGUAGAGCUGAUGGACAAACUCGUCUGAGGUUUUUUUAAAAAGAGAAAGUGUUGCACACCACAUUCCACUGUUUUUGAUGAUCACCCAGUAACAAAAUGAUUUAAAUUUACUCAUACAUUAAAGAAAAUGUAAUCAUUCUUAGAUGUUCUCCCAUUUCUAUAUUAAAUUUUCAUAAUGUAUAUUCCAUCCAGUUUGCAUUUUUGUAAGUCCAAUAUCCUAAUUAGCAUAAUUGUGAUAAGAUGCAAAGAGCUCACAGAUUCACCUAACACCACAUUCUUUUUUUUUUUUAGAGAAAUACGAAAUUUAAUUGUAUGCAUACAAAAGUCUUAUUUAGUUUUCUCCUGAAGAGUCAGCUGCCUCCCAGCUUUCCCCCAGGAAGCCUUUUUCAUGCACCUCCACCUCAAUCUGACCCUUUGAGUCAAGAAGUAAACUCCACAGUUAAUCCUCCACCACUAAGAAGGUUAAAACCUCAGUAAAACUGAAGUUAGAGAACUUCCAAUUUAAAGUGUUGUGUUCAUACACAGAGUUUCAACAUGAAUUACUAAGAGAAGGCAUUUGCAACCCACAUAAUAGAAAAAGGGUUUAUAUUCCUAAUACACAAAGAAUUCCUAUAAAUUGAUAGGAAAAAGACAAGCUAAUAGAGGCAUGGGCAAAAUAUAUGAAUAGAUAGUUCAUGGAAGAAACAAAAAUAGCCAGUAAAUGCAUUUGAAACAAUAUGAAGCUUCAUUAAUUUUUAGGCAACUGCAAAUUAAACUUUAAGGUGCUGUUUUUUCACCUAUCAGAUGGGCAAAAGUUUUGAGAAUUCAUAAUAUCCAACAUUAGUAUUUUGGAGAGACAACACUUUCUUAUAUUGCUGGUACAAUAUUUUUGAAGAAUAGUUUGUUUAUUUUUAAAUGGGUAAUUGUAGGUUUCUAAUUCAUAUGGUAUUUGUAUUUCAUUGAAUACAUUUAAAAGAAAGACAUAAUCACUUUAUUUUUAAAUGUCAGAAUUUUUAAUAAAAUUAUAUUCUUGGCAACUAUUCAAAGUUAUGAUGAAAUGUUUAUAUGUCAACUCUAAAAUGGAGGUACACAGGUUUUUGACAUAAUUUUAUGUGGUACACAAGCAAAAAAACACUCAAAGACCACAGACAUACUCCUUUCUGGCUUGAGAUUAUCACCCUAUUAUUAACUAAAAUUGACCUCUACCUUCUCAGAUUCAAAGGACAUUGAGACAUCACCUCGGGGAACCUCUCUGCAGUGUCCGACACCUAAUAACAUCCUCCUUUUUGAAUCAGGCUUAACUCGACUUUGUACCGCCUCUUACUCUCCUCUUUCUACUCCACUUUUAUAUUUUAAUGUUCACUUUCACUUGGGUAUGUAGGGGGUGGAGACUUUAAAGAGAAACUAUUUCUGGAAAUUGAAUUGGAAUUUCUGUUUUACUCUCUAAGUUUUCACAGGAUUGCUCCUAAACCAAGGUGAGGCCAAGGCUCCCCAGAUUGCAGAUUUCCUUUAUCCCUUCUGUAAUCAGACGCCACAGGAGAGGAGUCUCUUCACAGGCCUUAGAUUCGGCCAGCCCUGUGCUAAGCUACCACCAAAUGGAGUACAAGCAUCUGAGUCCUCCUGCUGCACUUCUCAGAAAGGCUUGCUGUUCAUGCAUACAUUCUGCCUGGGCCAGUUGGAGAAGGGGAGGGUUCUCUAGUGCUGCUGUCCAUCAGAUGUACUACUGGGAGACAAGUCUAGUUUUGGGAACCUCAGUGCAAGGAUAAAGGAUGUGAGCUCUGCAACAGCAGAGCACUCUCAGGGAACAACUGUCAUGUUACUGGUUGGGCUGGUCCAUAAGGAGAAGCUUGAAGUGUCUAGAUAGGCUCUUGUUAGGAGACCAAGUGUCAGUCCAGCUUCUAAGAUCCUCUCCCAAAAGCCCCAUCAUAUGGAAUUGUUUGGAAGCAGCCCAACAUCCUUGCAAUGAAAACUUCAGUUCUUUUUCUGAGGGCAUUUCCCUAUGAGGUUUUUCACAUUCUAAGGGGAAUUCUUGCCCUUAGAUCCACUGCUGGUUAUAGUGAUACUCCUUUGUAGGCUUUUGAGCAGCCUUACCCCAAGUUCUUAGGCCCAGUCCAAAAUUUGAAGGCCUCACCAGAACAUCAGCUGUCCCUUCUAACUAUGGAUGGGUACGAUACUCCUCCCCUUGCCACUGAGACUC
Molecule: messenger RNA, 6924 nt
Organism: Manis pentadactyla (Chinese pangolin)
Lineage: Eukaryota; Metazoa; Chordata; Mammalia; Pholidota; Manidae
Gene: SHOC1
Product: shortage in chiasmata 1
Exons: 29
Coding region: 198-4787 (1529 amino acids)
Biological process (GO): resolution of meiotic recombination intermediates
Cellular component (GO): condensed nuclear chromosome
Molecular function (GO): ATP hydrolysis activity; single-stranded DNA binding
Source: RefSeq, a predicted model, not a curated record